Molecule: messenger RNA, 2752 nt
Organism: Polypterus senegalus (gray bichir)
Lineage: Eukaryota; Metazoa; Chordata; Cladistia; Polypteriformes; Polypteridae
Product: potassium channel subfamily K member 13-like
Exons: 2
Coding region: 326-2473 (715 amino acids)
Biological process (GO): stabilization of membrane potential; potassium ion transmembrane transport
Cellular component (GO): membrane
Molecular function (GO): potassium ion leak channel activity
Source: RefSeq, a predicted model, not a curated record
UGUAAAGACAGUUGCCAAGAGCCACACAGUCAAAGUCGAAACAAUGGGCUCGUGAGCGGGGAGCGUUACAUAUCUGUUCGUUUUUUGUACACUUAUCAAGAGUGGGCGACUUAUGUGCAGUAAAUGUAAGACGAGCUCUUGCGAUACAACGACGUAGAUAAAAAGCAGAUUCAAGAGGAUGGGUCUUGAAGCAGUAUCAGCAAAAUGUUCGUCGGGUUCAUCAACCGGGAUCUGAAAUAGUGCUGGUAAAGCUACGUGUGCCCCUGAAAGACAGUCUUCACAGAAGAGCGGGUUGGCUUUUUGGGUCUCAUCCAAACAUGUCCUAAUGGCUCCCUCCUCGGGGUGCACUAGAUGCUCAGGCUUUUGUGACUUUCACCUCAACGAAGACAACGUAAGGUUCAUGUUGCUGGCUCUCCUAAUGGUAGGCUACCUGCUUUGCGGCGCCGCAGUUUUCUCAGCAAUCGAACACCCCACUGAAGUGGAGAACCAGAUAAAGUGGAACAGGACACUACUCAACUUCUCCCAGAGGUUCAACAUCAGUCCGGCGGAAUUUCGUCGCUUCCUUCGAGAAUACGAACUGGCGAUGGCUGCAGGAGUCAGAACGGAUGCAAUGCGACCUCGCUGGGACUUCACCGGAGCUUUCUACUUUGUGGGCACAGUCGUGUCCACCAUCGGGUUUGGAAUGACUACACCUGCUACUGCUACUGGCAAGAUCUUUCUCAUCUUCUAUGGCAUGAUAGGCUGUGCAGGGACGAUUCUUUUCUUCAACCUUUUUUUGGAACGUAUUAUUACACUUCUGGCUGUGAUAAUGAAGGCUGUCAGACAGGGUAAACUGCGGCUCAAUGGAGUAUAUCCUGAAAUCACUAUCCGGGCAGAAGAGGAGUCCCACUACCAAAAUCCUUGGAAGCCCUCCGUCUACAAUGUCAUGCUAAUCUUGGGGUUAGCUGCUGUUAUCAUUUCCUUUUGUGCGUCAUCCAUGUACUCACCAGCAGAGGGCUGGGAUUUUAUUGAUUCCUUGUAUUUUUGUUUUGUUACAUUUAGCACUAUUGGAUUUGGAGAUCUGGUGAGUGGUCAGAGAUAUACCUAUGAGAAUCAGGCACUGUAUGGAUUUGCAAACUUCACAUUUAUCCUCCUUGGCGUCUGCUGCAUCUAUUCACUUUUUAAUGUCAUUUCUAUUAUUAUUAAGCAGUUUCUAAACUGGAUUUUGAAGCAUUGCUGUUUAUGCCAGAAAAAGGCCCAGAGGCCACCCCGUCCUUUGGGAAGAAAGCAGAGAAUGGCUGUAGCCCCUGCAUCAACUGAUCGGUAUGGGCGUCCUAUGAGGAGUGAGGUUUCCAUGGACACAGAAGCUGUAUUUGAAAGUGAGACUGAUGCCAGACGUAUGUCUGUCGAAAUGAGUGCCAUUCGAGAUUUCCUAGCUUCAUCUGGCUCUAUGUGCUGCCAGGAAGAAAGUACAUCAGUCCCUAAAACAUCAGUCCAUGAAACAGCUAAUGGGCAUCUCAAGGUUGCUUGGAGUGACCAUCACCAUAAUACCCUCACAAGUAAUAUAGGUGCUGGUGGCCAUGGAUCACUUGCUGUUAUGGAAGAACAUGACCGUCAAAAAGGUCUUUUGGGAGACAUUGGCUCUCUUGCUGUCAUGAACAAUAAAUUAGCAGAAACAUGUGACCAUCACAAUUACAGUCAUGGCCUAAGUGUUGGAUGCACUGGUUCAUCCACCACUAACACAAGGCUGCAGCAUGAUGCUAGUGAUCAUCAUCAUCACCACCACCAUUAUCAUCAUCACCACCAUCAUCAGAAUCACCAGCAUCAAAGCAAACUAUCUAGUAGACAAGGUUCUCCCAUCAGCGAGACCAGGAGCCAUCACAGGUUCACAGUAUCCCCUGAUGUAUUACAACGCCACACAGAAGCAGGAAGUGAGACGGAAGAGCAAGGUGCUCGUUCUAGCGGAGUUGGCUCCUUGGCUAAUCUGGAGAGUGUGGCACAGACAAGUGGAGGAACCUCACAGAAUGGCUUAUCAUCCAGUGGAAUUGAGUCAACAACAGCUCUGCACCACAAAAUGGAAGAGGAAGAUUAUUCCAAAGACCGUGGGACUCCAGUAGGAGCCGAGACUUCACCUGCCUUGAAUGAUACAGUUCAUCCAGCACUCAACAACACCCAGGACCAUGGGACACAUAAAGGCAAGAACCCUGAAAAGCUCCAUUUGAACCAAUCCAAUCACAAAUCAGCAAACUCAAACCAUACACCAUGCAAAGACUUAAAGAAAGGAGGUCCAUCUAACAGUAUGGACCACCACAAAGAGUACGUCAAUAGUGCUACCGCAAAAAAUAAUCGGUUUCAUGGCAGUGUCUACCUCGCCAAGGAUGAAAUCUUGAGUGGAGUUGGUUCUCUGACUAUCAUGAAUGAUCGAUUUGCAGAGACCACCCACAUGAGGAUUUCUCAAUGUCAAAAAAAUACAGAACCUAAAGAGAAUGCUUAAGAAGAAAGGAGAAACUGUCAUGAACCUUGACCUUGUUAUGCAGGGAUUACAUUAGCUGGGCUUUGUUUGUGUCAUUGUUGUGAUUAAAGAAGGAGAGUUAGUAUAAAUAAUAAUGGCUUAGAAAGCCAUGUUUAGGAAGAAAGAGAGGGUUCAAAACGAGAUGAUGUAACAUGACAGAAAAGUAUAUUAAGUUGAAAUGUAUGCCUACUGCCACUUGCAGGGAGUGAAUAUACAAAGGUUACUAUAAGUGAAAGUAAAAUAAAAGUUCUUAGUUUAUUA